Sebastes umbrosus (honeycomb rockfish) is the source of this 2647-nucleotide messenger RNA. RefSeq names its product E3 ubiquitin-protein ligase TRIM21-like. The transcript is spliced from 2 exons. Gene Ontology annotation, molecular function: protein binding; zinc ion binding. The record is from RefSeq and is a predicted model, not a curated record. Lineage: Eukaryota; Metazoa; Chordata; Actinopteri; Perciformes; Sebastidae. Bases 740 to 2380 code for a protein of 546 amino acids.
CAACACUAACUGCUAUGAUGAUCAUUAAUGUAAUACUGGCUUUCGAUGUGGCAUUUCAUCGGUGCGGAAGACCAAACUGCUUAGGAAAGUGUUUUAUUUUGAAAAUGGAGUCUUCUUCUCUAAAUUGAGUCAGAUGUGUUUCCCUCUUGUGGUCACCAGAGAUGAGACUAACAGCUCAGAUCAGAGGGAGGAGUUUCAACUUCCUCGUCUAAUUUAGCAACAACUGUAGGAAGAAAUACAAGAAUUACAUGAGAAAGUUAAACAUUACAGGAUAAAUAGUUAGCUGAACUGUGGACUGACUGUAGGAUUGUUGCAGAGCUGUAGAGGACUGUAAAGGAUUGUUGUUUUUUGCUGACCCUAGAUAUACUCUUGUAUGUGGGAUUUACCUCUUUUUGUUGUGGUGGCUGCAAUAAACCCACACAGCAUGAAAAAAGAAGAUAAAAGAAGUAAAAGGUCUCCCUAAAGAUUAAACUUAUCUUGUGCCAAAUAUCUGUAACUAUACUGAAGGUAUUCUGUCUAACCCUGAAGGAGGAAACACAACCUCACAAACAGAGCUGCUGUAAGAUGUGGAGCAACACUGGAAGGAGGAGAGCUUCAACGUCACAUUACAGAAAUGAAACUGCAUGUUUGUCAGAGAGCUGCAGUCGAGACAAGUCUCUGUGUUUCUGUCUAAAGAAAUAUAAAACUGAGUUCAUCAGGUCUUUCUCAACAACAACAGACUCAAAUACUGUGUGUAGACAUGGCUGCUGCCAGCAAUCUGCAAUCUGAAGAUCAGUUUCUGUGCUCCAUCUGUCUGGAUGUGUUCACUGAUCCAGUCAGCACACCAUGUGGACACAACUUCUGCAAAAACUGCAUCACUGAACACUGGAAUACUAGUGACAGGUGCCAGUGUCCCAUGUGUAAAGAGGCUUUUACCACAAGACCUGAUUUGAGGAUCAACACCUUCAUCUCUGAGAUGGUUGUUCAGUUCAGACAGUCAGCUCAACAGAAAACCAGCAGCAGCAGCUCAGAGCAACAAGUGUCCAAACCAGGAGAAGUUCCCUGUGACGUCUGCACAGGAACCAAACUGAAGGCCCUGAAGUCCUGCCUGGUGUGUCUGGCCUCCUACUGUGAGACUCACCUGGAGCCUCAUCUGACAGUUUCACGUCUGAAAAGACAUCAGCUGAUCGACCCCGUGGAGAACCUGGAAGACAGGAUGUGUACGAAGCACGAUAAACCUCUGGAGCUGUUCUGUAAGACCGACCAGACAUGUGUCUGCAUGCUCUGCCUUGUUUUAGACCACAAGACACAUGAGUUUGUUCCUCUGAAAGAAGAAUAUGAAGGAAAGAAGGCCGAGCUGGGGAAGACAGAGGCUGAAAUCCAGCAGAUGAUCCAGAAGAGACGACUGAAGAUUCAGGAGAUCAAACACUCAGUCGACCUCAGUGAGGAAGAUGCAGACAGAGAGAUAGCAGAAGGUGUUCAGGUCUUCACUGCUCUGAAGGAGUCUGUUGAGAGAGGCCAGGCCAAUCUCAUCGACACGAUCAAAGAGAAGCAGAAAACAACAGAAAAACAGGCUGAAGCUUUCAUCAAAGAGCUGGAACAGGAAAUCUCUGAGCUGACGAAGAGAAGGACUGAAGUGGAGCAAAUCUCACGCUCUGAAGACCAACUCCAUCUUCUCCAGAGUUUCCAGUCCCUGAAAGCUGCUCCACCCACCAAGGACUGGACAGAGGUCAGCGUCCGUCCAUCAUAUGAGGGGACUGUGAUGAAAGCUGUGGCUCAGCUGGAGGAGACACUCAGUAAAGACAUGAAGAAGCUGCUUGAAGAUGAGCUCAAGAGGGUCCAGCAGUAUGCAGUGGAUGUGACACUUGAUCCUGAUACAGCUAAUCCUAAUCUCAUCCUGUCUGAUGAUGGGAAACAAGUGAAUCAUGGUGAUGUGAAGAAGAAUCUCCCAGACAACCCUGAGAGAUUUUCUGAUCGUGCUUGUGUUUUAGGAAAGCAGAGUUUCUCUUCAGGCAGAUUUUACUUUGAGGUUCAAGUUAAAGGAAAGACUGACUGGACUUUAGGAGUGGCCAGAGAGUCGAUCAACAGGAAGGGAGCCAUCACACUGAGCCCUGAGGAUGGUAACUGGACUAUAUGGUUGAGAAAUGGAAAUGAGUACAAAGCUCUUGCUGGCCCUUCAGUCAGUCUCUCUCUGAAGUCUCGGCCUCAGAAGGUGGGGGUGUUUGUGGAUUAUGAGGAGGGUCUGGUCUCCUUUUAUGACGUAGAUGCUGCAGCUCUUAUCUACUCCUUUACUGGCUGCUGCUUCACUGAGAAACUCUUCCCAUACUUUAAUCCUUCUCUUAAUGAUGGUGGUAAAAACUCUGCCCCUCUGAUCAUCUCUCCUGUCAAUCAAGCUGAGUAGACUGAUGAUAUUUAAAUGAAAAGGUUCACUGUCAUAUAACAGAACAAAUAUACAUAUUCAGUGGCAAUAUACAAUGUAAACCUGUUGUCUUCAGAAUUAAUCUUCAGGGCUGUUUUUCUGACAACAUGAAAAGUCGACUGUUUAGAGAUACGUGGUUCUCACAGGACAGCGACGCUAUAAACAUAUGAUGAUCUUAUAGACCAUGAUGCAUUGCUGUAGAUUAAACUAGCCAACAGUAUAUAAAGGAGUGAAAAUUAGCACAACCUU